CAUUUUUAUUGAUUACACUCUCCGCAGUCGUAUUUAUCCGGGGUUCUUCUUCUUCUUCUCAGCAUCGACAUCAGAUAAUUGGCAUAAUUAAAGAGAUUGGUAUUUAUUUGCAAUGGAAUGGAAGGAUGAUGAGAGAUGCUAGACCAGGAAUACAGAUUGUUUGGUACUAUGUGGUCUGGUGAUAUGGUUUUUAAAAACUUCAGUGCCCGAUUGAAAUAUCAGAAUCGUCACUGUACUGAAGCUCUCUGGGAUGAGAUUAUCAGGUCUGAUAAUAAAGAGAUGUAUAUGGAGGAGUUACGCAGGCAGAGACAGCGGAGACUCGGCCGCAGAUAUCUCAGAGAGACUGCCUUGAGGUUAGGUGUGAUUAAGCCACUGGUGAUCAAGCCUGACUCUAGACAAGCCAUAGGGAACAUAAAAGCAAAAUCUCAAGCAUUGGCAACGCAGAGGGAAAAUUACAAAAAGAGAAAAUCUCAAGGAGCUGUAGAUUGUGCUGCCACGACAUUGGUAACGCUAAGGCACAAAUACCAGCAUACACGGUUGUUCAAUGUGUCAAUCCAUCCCUGCAUAGUAAGAGGACGGCGUGGAAAAAAUGUGACUGGUACUCUCGAAGCCCAUUUAAACGGUUUCCAGUAUUCAAACAGUUGUAUUCCCUUUAAGAUUAAUAUUAUGUAUAGUGAUAUAAGGUAUGCCUUCACUCAAGAUGGAGAUGAGCAGAGUGCCCCGUUCUGCCACUUGCACUUGCACAAACCGAUCUUGGUGGGGACUGAAAUGACACAGAAUAUCCAGUUCCGUAUGGUGCUGAACUUAGGGGGAAGGAAGAAGAGACCUGCUCAUGGUUCGGCUAACUUUGAAAAAGAGCUGCAAAAGAUUAGAGAUGAUAAUAAUAGGGUUAUGCGGGAGUUUAGACUCAAAGUUGAUGGUAUUUUGGAUCCAUUGCCAUUUAGGCUUACCUGUGAUUAUGUGGAUACGGAAAGAGGAUUCUGUGGCGAGCUUCACUUGAAGGAGCACCCUCCAUUUUCAACCAUUUUUGUCUUCUCGUACUUUACCCUGGUGCAACUCAAUCACACACCUUUCACUGUUGUCACACUGAAAGAGAUCGAGAUUGUCAAUCUGGUGGAAGUUGGGUCUGACAUGGAGAUGUUUAAUAUGACAAUCGUGUUCAAGAACUUCGAGCUCGAUGUGCUUCAGAUCAAAUCAAUUCCUUCAGCAAAGCGCAUUAGCAUCAAAGGGUCACUUCACCUUGCUGAUGUCAAAUACUACGAAAAUAAGCAGGAUAUUCCAGAUUGGGGGUCAAAACUGGAGGAAAUAAGAGCUGACCCAAAGGAGUUCAUAAAGAAUGGUGGAUGGAACUUCCUCGAUCUGGAGACUGCUAAGAACUCUGAUAGCUCAGGAGAUGAGUAUAGUAUUGGUUCUUACUCCUCAGAAUCUGACUCUUCAGUGGAGAGUCUUGGUAAUCGCAACAGCCUUGUCUCCGACUUCCCCUGCAGAUUUGGUAAAUACUCCUACAAAGCACCUGGUCAAGCAUCUGAUUCAGACCCAAGAAAAGAAGAAAAGAAACAGACUACAUUGAUUCAGAAAACAUGGACUAUGGCAGAAAGAAAACAGGUAAUGGUAUCAUCGGAUGAAUGUGACUCGGACCCAGAAGUGAAAGGAAAAAAGGCCACAGCACAGACGAAGCCGAGUACGGUAAGAAGACGGAGAAAGUUGGUAAUGACCGAAGAAUCUGGUGAGGAAGAAUAGAGUGGAGCAUAAAAAAGGUUAGGGGUUACAUUUGUUUUCAAGUUACUUGUAGUAGUAAAAUGACAGAUGCUGGCAUAUCGUAUCGAUUAAUUAGUACUUGCUUCUAUGUAUGGAUCCCUCCAAUAGAGAAUCCUUUUUUGUAACUUUACAAAACCUUUCGCAUCUUUGUCGUGUUUUAAGCAGUGGGGUGAAGUAAAUAACCUCAAGGUGAAUGCAACAAGAAAUCAAGCUGGUUAUUGUGUGCAAGUCGGGUGUUUUUCAUGAUUCAGUAUAGAGUACAGAUAAACAGACUAAAAUAAUUGGUUCAGAAUGAGCAUAGUACUACUCCAUGAAUUAUACUCACUCUGUCCCAUAUUAGUUGAGUCAUUUGUAGUUUGCACAAUUAUUAAGGCAA
This is a messenger RNA of Papaver somniferum (opium poppy), 2134 nucleotides long. RefSeq names its product FACT complex subunit SPT16-like. NCBI's taxonomy places the organism in Eukaryota, Viridiplantae, Streptophyta, Magnoliopsida, Ranunculales, Papaveraceae. Gene Ontology annotation, molecular function: nucleosome binding. The coding region runs from base 136 to 1740 and encodes 534 amino acids. The transcript has 2 exons. The record is from RefSeq and is a predicted model, not a curated record. Gene Ontology annotation, biological process: transcription elongation by RNA polymerase II; positive regulation of transcription elongation by RNA polymerase II. Gene Ontology annotation, cellular component: FACT complex.